This is a messenger RNA of Ipomoea triloba (trilobed morning glory), 2659 nucleotides long. Its product is annotated as scarecrow-like protein 14. Gene Ontology annotation, molecular function: DNA-binding transcription factor activity; sequence-specific DNA binding. Gene Ontology annotation, cellular component: nucleus. Lineage: Eukaryota; Viridiplantae; Streptophyta; Magnoliopsida; Solanales; Convolvulaceae. Gene Ontology annotation, biological process: regulation of DNA-templated transcription. The transcript is spliced from 2 exons. The record is from RefSeq and is a predicted model, not a curated record. Bases 220 to 2226 code for a protein of 668 amino acids.
AUUAAAAUUCUCAAGAGACCAGUGCCUGCUACUAUUCUUAAACUGGUAAGCACCCACCGUUUGUUGCCCCCAUCCUUGUAGGAUUGCUCUGUGUUAAGCUGACAAUUUGACAUAGUCAAGAGUUUGGGUUUCUGGAUUGUGAAAUUUAGGCUUUGAGGAAUUGGGGAAAUGAGAUUUUGAGGAAGAUUAGGGUUCUUGAUUCUUGAAGACUAGAGGGCCAUGGAUAGGGGACCAUAUGAGGCCACAUCCCAAUUUAACUUUGAGGGUGAAUAUGAACAUUAUGAUCUUAGGGAUCAAAUGCUUAAAUGGAUUAAUCAGAUGUUAAUGGAAGAUAAUGUGGAAGAGAAGGCCUAUAUGUCUCGACAGUCUGCUGCCCUUAAAGAUGCAGAAAGAUCAUUUUACGAGCUUAUUGGGGAGGAGUACCCGCCAUCCCCGAAUCUUCACAGAGUUCCUGAUUUGGAUCGAAAUGAAAACUAUGGUGGUAGUAGUUAUUAUGGAUUGGGAGACAAUGGUAACGAUGAUUCAUUAUGUCCUAACUGGGUUCCCAAUCCCCGGGAGCAUCAAACUACUAGUGACCAUGUUCCUGUCAAUGUUGCUUCGAGUACUACUUCUCAGUCAUCCUCAUUGCUUGGCCAGGGCACCGUAAAUGAUGGGACUGUGGACUUUGUUGCGAGUACAAUUACAAUUCCUGAUAUAUCCAAUUUUACUGAAUCUGUUGAGAAAGGGAUUAGGGAAGGGAGUUCGUUCCUUCCUACUCGCAAUAGCUUGCUCGUUGAUGGAGUUGGGGCGGAGAAGAAUACCGGGAGUCAGGACUUGCUUGAAGGGCGAAGAGGAAAGAAAAAUAUGUGUCGUGACGAUAUGCAUUUGCCCGAAGGGAGAUUUUACAAGCAAUCAGCAAUUUAUGCUGAACCAAGCAUUAAACAAGAAGAGUUUGACGAGGUGUUAUUAUGCAGUGAAGAGGACGAAUCCAAUCUUUGUCAUUCCUUGCGGAAUGUUUCGUGUGAAAGUGCAACGGGCAAUGAUGAUUCGAAGGGUUCUAAUAGGAAGAAAUCGAGUGGAAAGAAACCGGGGUCUAAUCAAGCUGUGGUAGACUUGCGAUCUCUCUUGAUGCUUUGUGCACAAGCUGUAGCCGUUGAGGACAUAAGGACUGCCAACGAUUAUUUGAAGCGUAUCAGACAACAUUCGUCUCAAACCGGAGACGAUAUGCAGAGGUUGGCGCAUUAUUUUGCUGACGCUCUCGAGGCAAGGAUAGCGGGAUCUGGGACGAGAAUACAUAAAGCACUGGUGAAAUAUCCUAGGUAUGCUGCUAGGGCCUUGAAAGCUUUCAAGCUCUAUCUUUCUUGUUGUCCAUUUAGGAAGAUCUCGAAUAUGUUCUCGAAUAAGACCAUCACAACUCUAGCCCAGAACACUUCAUCACUGCACAUUAUCGAUUUUGGGAUUGGUACUCUUUUUGGCUUUCAAUGGCCUUGCUUAAUACAACAUCUCUCGUCUAGGCCCGGUGGACCUCCCAAGCUUCGUAUAACCGGGAUUGAUUUUCCACAGUCAGGUUUCCGCCCAGCAGAGAGGGCUGAGGGGACAGGGCGACUUUUAGCUUAUUAUGCUGAGAAGUUCAAUGUCCCAUUCGAGUUUAAUGCUAUAGCAAAGCAGUGGGAAACAAUUACAGUCGAGGAUCUGAAGAUCAUCGAGGGCGAGGUGCUUGCUGUGAACUGUCUAUAUCGACUUAGGAACCUUCUCGAUGAAACAGUGGUUGUAAACAGCCUCAAUCCGAGGGAUACUGUUCUGAAACUAAUUCACGAUGUCCGUCCAGAUGUUUUCAUACACGGGAUUCUCAACAGUGCUUGUAACGCCCCCUUCUUUACAUCAAGAUUUCGGGUAGCUCUUUCUCAUUACUCCACUGUGUUUGAUAUGCUUGAGGCCACUAUCCCCCGCGAAGUUCCUGAGAGGAUGCUGAUCGAGAGCUACAUAUUUGGUCAGCAAGCCAUGAACGCGAUUGCAUGUGAAGACACUGAGAGGAUCGAGAGGCCAGAAUCAUACAAGAAGUGGCAGGCCAGGAACACGAGGGCUGGAUUUCUUCAGCUUCCUUUGAACCGGGAGAUCGUGAAGAUGUCGAUGCAUAUGUUGAAGCGGUACCACAAGGAGUUCGUGAUCGAUGAAGAUGGACACUGGCUGCUUCUGGGAUGGAAGGGACGCGCCAUAUUCGCGCUUUCAUCGUGGAAACCAGCUUAGUUAAUUGACUUAGUUCGGAUUGCUCAUCCUUGCAGACUUAACUCUCCUUCUUGGCUUCUAAUCCCCUUGUUUCUGACGAGGGAAAUCCGCAGUUACUACGGGAGUGCGUACUGGGUAAACCCCGCCUUGUGAUGCUUUUACUGAAUUCAUGGCGAGUUCUCGAAUGAAUCUUCCUGGUAGACAAUAUUAAAAUUUGCUAAUGGCUUUGACAUCCAUGUUCCUGUUGUUCUUAACUAGAUUUGAUGUCUGAGUGAACCUUAAAACUGGUUUUUUCUCCUCAACAUUUCAGGAGAUUGUAAAUGCAGCUAUUGUGAGUGGAAAGCAUUCUUAUUGUGUCAUUGUGAAUGCAGCCACUGCAAUUGUAUCUAUAUCUCAUAAAUGAGACUAAUUAAGUUGAGUAAACUUGAAUACACUGAUACAGUAAUUAACAUAA